UUUCUAAAGCGUCUCUGCCGUCGGUCUCCCAUCGCUCCCCUACACGAAACGUAUGACCUGUCUCUGGCCUUGGCGGCGUGCGGUCGGUGUGGCGCUGCUAGUUGACAGCUGUUUGUCUUGUUUAAUUUACUGUAACUAGCUUUCUGUCCGGCUUGUGGGCAGUUGACGUGGGCGCUGUGUUACAGCAGAGCUGAGCCACAAUGCUGAAAUGUAGGACGGUGUGUAAAAAACUUGUGCCUCUCGUUCGAGCCUCAUCAACAGCCUGCCGGCAGAAUGUGAGAAGACCAGGGUUGAACAAUGUCAGAAUACCUACGUGUGUCCCUGUGGCUCACAUGUCCACCGGGCUGUUGGGGGGAGGUGGAGACAACCUAAAGUACGCCCUCGUGUUGGGAGCAACUUUUGUUGGUGGUCUGGCAUAUACUCUUAUAACCUUGAAGGAAGAUCAUGAAAUAUAUAUGAAACGUAUGGAAAGAUCAACCUCCCACAUCCAGUCAGAGCCGCCCACUCUUUCUGAGCCGAAGCCCGAAGCUGCAUCUUCACCAGAGGAACCGAGCCCCCCGCCUGAGGCAGCAGCACCCGUCGCAAAGGCAGCAGCCCCCAGUGAAACAAGUGAACCACCUCCAGCUGAUGAUUUGGUCACACUAGCAGAACCCUCUGCAGCAGAACCUCCUGAGCUUCAGCCUGAAGGUUUGACAAAAAGUGCAGCAGACUCCACACCUCCCUCCCACAGGCUGCCCUCUCACACCCCCUACCUCCUGAUUGGAGGAGGCACCGCCUCUUUCGCUGCAGCACGAUCAAUUCGAGCCAGAGACCCCGGUGCUAAAGUUCUCAUUGUGACCGAUGAGCUGGACCUUCCUUACAUGAGACCACCUCUUUCUAAAGAGCUGUGGUUUUCUGAUGAUCCCAGUGUGACAGAAACGCUGCGCUUCAAACAGUGGAACGGAAAAGAAAGAAGUAUUUACUUCCAGCCGCCGUCAUUUUACAUCAAUCCAGAGGAUUUGGACAGCGCAGAAAAUGGAGGAGUGGCUAUUCUCACCAACAAAAAGGUGGUUCACAUGGACGUGAGGGGAAACAAAGUCAAACUGGACGAUGACACUGAGAUUUCAUACGACAAGUGUUUGAUUGCUACAGGUGGCGUUCCAAGAACUCUGCAGGUACUGGAAAGAGCGGGAGAGGAGGUGAUGAAGAGGACGAGUUUGUUUCGUAAGAUUGAUGACUUCAAAUCCCUGGACAAGGUCUCAAGAAGCGUAAACUCCAUCACAAUAAUUGGAGGUGGUUUCCUGGGCAGCGAGCUGGCCUGCGCUCUUGGCAGGAAAUCAACAGAAUCUGGACUGGAGGUCGUACAGAUGUUCCCUGAGAAGGGCAACAUGGGGAAGGUGCUGCCUGAGUAUCUGAGCAACUGGACCACAGAAAAAGUCAAGAAAGAGGGUGUGAAAAUCAUCUCCGAAGCGCUGGUGAAAUCUGUGGCUUACAAAGAUGAUAAACUGGAAAUCCAGCUGAAAGAUGGCCGAUUGGUGAGAACGGAUCACAUUGUUGCAGCAGUUGGCCUGGAGCCCAACGUAGAUCUCGCCAAGUCAGCCGGUCUGGAGGUGGACUCUGACUUCGGUGGUUAUCGAGUUAAUGCAGAGCUUCAAGCUAGGUCCAAUAUUUGGGUGGCUGGAGAUGCUGCGUGCUUCUACGACAUCAGAUUGGGCCGCAGAAGAGUCGAGCAUCACGAUCACGCCGUCGUCAGUGGGAGACUGGCAGGAGAAAACAUGACCGGAGCCAACAAACCUUACUGGCAUCAGUCUAUGUUCUG
Molecule: messenger RNA, 1798 nt
Organism: Nematolebias whitei (Rio pearlfish)
Lineage: Eukaryota; Metazoa; Chordata; Actinopteri; Cyprinodontiformes; Rivulidae
Gene: aifm1
Product: apoptosis inducing factor mitochondrion associated 1
Biological process (GO): mitochondrial respiratory chain complex assembly; apoptotic process
Cellular component (GO): mitochondrion; cytoplasm
Molecular function (GO): FAD binding; NAD(P)H oxidase H2O2-forming activity; protein dimerization activity
Source: RefSeq, a predicted model, not a curated record